This is a messenger RNA of Symbiodinium sp. CCMP2592, 1983 nucleotides long. The record is from the annotation of a GenBank genome assembly. NCBI's taxonomy places the organism in Eukaryota, Dinophyceae, Suessiales, Symbiodiniaceae.
AUGCUGCCGCACCUGGCAAGCCAUCGUCUUCGUCACCGCUGCGGGGUGAGUGAGCUCCCGCAGCAUCAGGUGCAGCGUGACAACUGCGAGCAUCUGAAAGCUGCCAACCUGGAGAACCAACGGCUCAUUGCAAAGCACCCGAGCCGAAAUCGUGCGCGGAGCUUUCUGCCAAGCACCCCAGAAAGUUUUCUGAGGUGCGAUGAGCUGGAGGUUUUGCUAGAGAAGGCAGCGACAGAGAACCAGCGGCUUCUGGCAGAGAACAUAUCCACGGAGCUGAAGCAUGAGAACCUGAAGCAGAUUGCCACAACAUCGUGGCAGAGGUGCAAGGCGGCGGAGCGAGAAGCCGAGGAGGUGCUCUGGGAGACAAGCGCGGAUCUGGAACAGAGGGUGCAAUUCCUGGAGGAGGCAAGGGGAAUCAUCGCGGAUCUGGAGGAGCUGGCAGCUCAAAAGGCCGUGUUGGCCAAAGAGGCUGCAGUCCAACGCCUGGUGACAUCUGAUGUGGAGAACAAGAAGUAUGUGCAAGCCAUGGCCCUUGACUCCGUUGACCAUCUUGCAGAAGUAAGUGAACUCACCAACCGCCGCUUCUGCUUGUGUUUCUACCGGGUGGAGGCUUUGGCCAUGCAGGAUGAAGAUGAGCAGCUGAAGGCUCAGUUCACAGCUGGUCUGGCCAAGCUGAAGGACCUGGUGAAGUGCCAGGAAGAGCCGGUAGACAUCAUCGGCACAACUGUGCUCUCGCAGUGGCAAUUCAAGUCGCGAAAUGCUUGCCAGAUUGCAAUCAGCUUCAUCUCGGCUCUGUCUAGCCUGAAGAAACUUUCAACGUUCUUGGCCUCUUACUGGCAGAACACUGGAUCAUGCAAGCGUCCAAGCAUACUUAGCCAUGUUGUGUACCGGCCAGCUGAGACAUGUUGGUUCUCUGACGCGCAGUCAUUCUGGCGAAGCACUCGACACAUGCUGCGCAGCAAAAGAAGCAUCGAAGUUCAGUUCGAUCAUGUCAGCGUGGACUGGCAAUUUGCGCAGCUGGACACCAAGCUCCUUCGGCUGUGUGAGCUGGAAUGGGAGCUGUCGGGCGCAGUUCUACACGCCCAAGACCUUGGCAACGAGCUGAUGCUUGCUGCUAUGCAGUGGCAUUCAUUUGAAGGCGAUAGCACGGUGCAGCCGCAGCUUCAGCCGUCUUUUUUCGAGAGCUUUCUGGGCGAUCGGAGCACCCCGAGAUCUGGCACGCCCAAACUGCCGGAAAAGACUUUGACCUCCUGCAGUCAGCCUGAUCGCAGGCUGAGUGGUUCAACGGGAGUACCGGACACGGAAUCGGACUUAGAGUCCGAAAGCGAAAGCAACCCUGCGCUCAACUUUGCGAACGCGCAGGAUAGCAGCUUGGAGUGUCAGAACGGUCACCGCAAGGCGUUCCUGAACAGGGCCGCCGAAGCAGACUGGUAUGUGGACCAGGCGUGCGGGUGUUUGGCGUCACGCCUGGAGGUUGCCAGUCCUGAGCAGGUGCAAGCUGCGCGGGCUGAUGGUGUUGAUUACGCGCCUGAUGGCAAGGAUUCGCCUGGAGCGCUCUGGGCCGACGCACAGGAAUUUCGCCCGCCAAGGGUGCAGAUAGUGCAGAUGCUCAAAGAUGAGAUCGGUCGCCGAGAUGAAGAGGUUUGCCAAACAGACUGGCCAAGCGACUACGACCGUUGCAAUAGCUGCGAGGGAGUGCCCCCCAUCGUGCAGUCCGCGGAAAGCUACACUCUUUCACAGGAGGCGUCCCCGCCCGACAGGCAAAACGCAAGCGCCCUGGUGCAAGAAUAUCGGGAGCAGAAGGACGAGGCUACACGUAAGAGUUGGUUGCGCAAGCUCUCGAAGGCGCAGAAAGAGCUGCUGAAGGCUGGUUUCAGCAGUUGUUACAGUGUGACUCACUAUACGAGCCAAUGGAUGCGCAUCCACGAUGCAACCGCACCCACGCCGGCCCAAGUGAUCACGUCCAUGCUUCCAGAGCAUUAG